Stylonychia lemnae is the source of this 522-nucleotide messenger RNA. The record is from the annotation of a GenBank genome assembly. Lineage: Eukaryota; Ciliophora; Spirotrichea; Sporadotrichida; Oxytrichidae.
AUGUCUGAGACGUAAGACGUUAACAAGCUUUUAACGGAUUUCGAUGAGUAAAAGAAAAGCUAAUAAGAAAGAAUAGAGCAUAUUAAGACAAACCUAACCCCAAUGAACCGCGAUUUCAUUAGAAAAGAACUUAUGCUGAAUAUUGAUAUUGAUGUUAACAAUCUAGUUGACCCUAAUCUGUUCGAUAAUUUCUAUGAAUUAAAAAAUAAAAAGAAGGAAGAUAAAUUAGCAGAGGUUAAACGAGAGGAAGGGAGAGUAUAAGGUGUAGGUAUAGGAAUAGGUUUUUUAUUUUUGAUUGCAAGAGCCAAGUAAAGAGAUGUUAAGUGGCUCUUACCUGGUAUAGUGGCUAUCACUGGAACAAAGUAUUACUCAAGCAAGCUAUUUUUCUAGAGAUUACAAGAAUAUUAGAUUGAUGAUUAUUGGAGAAAAAGUAAAAAGCUAGAUGGUGAUCUCAGAAAGGUUGAUGGCUAUAUCAAGUAGAGAAAGUUCUUCGAAAAAUAUGGACCUAAUUCCUCUCUUUGA